AUGGGAGCCAGCGACUUGACCGUUGCUGUCACAAGGUUGAAGAGGGAAGAUUGCAAGCGCACCAAACACGACUCUCACUUCUCCAAUUGGAAGAUUCUGGUUGGUCCUUCGGAUUGGGAAGACUAUUCACUGGGAAAAGAAGGGGCUGAAAGGUACAGGGUUCAUAACCUCCCUGAAAAGGAGAGUCCAGGUGUCUAUGAACUUGGCAUCGCAGUCUUGCGUACUGGUUUAGGCCGUGAGAUUGGCAAGCUUGACCCAGACUAUAUAGUCCCAGUGUACCUUGGACAAGCUGAUAAUGUGAGGACACGACUUCAGCAAUAUGGUCGUUCAGGUGCUCAUUUGGGCAAUGGCUGCCCAACUGGUCAUCCUAGCGACCGUGUCCAAAAGGGGCCGGGAUUGUUUGCUGAGAUACUGUCAAGAGACUACCCCGUUGUGUACAGAUGGGCUCCUAUGGAAAACAAAAGUGUUGCGCUGAAAACAGAAACUCAGCUGCUUAACACAUUUGAUUAUGCAUGGAACACAAACAUUAAUGGGGCAAGACGCCCCGAUGAUGUCCUUAAAAAACUUAAGAUGGUAUCUUCAAGCACUACACGAUUUGUUAAUAUUGCCCAGAAGCUUGUGCCUUUCAGUCUGAAGAAAGUGGGUACUAGGAUUGAAUCAAGCGAAUUGCUUUCACCAGAGGAUAAGUUUGGUGCUUAUGCUAAUAGGGAGAGCCACAAUCCCCUUUCUCGAGUUUUCAAGCUUGGCAGAUCACAGCCUAGGUUAGUUUUGGAUAGAAUUGGCAUUACUCAGGAGAAUACUAUAAUUUGUGGGGUGGAUGUAGGUGAUGGCUCCGUUUGCAGAACGCCACCAGUUCCAGGAAGAAAGCGGUGUGCUAAACACAAAGGGAUGAGGAUUAAUAGAUCAACUAGAGUUGGGAUAUCAAAUAGCACCGUUGACUCAGAAUCAGAAUGCAGUGCUAUUAGCAGCAUAGAGUUUCAUGAUGCUCAAAUUAUUAACCGUGAUCCAGUAGAGAGCUUCACUUCCAUUUGUGGAUUCAUCUUGGCUGAUGGCUCCGUUUGCAGAACGCCACCAGUUCCAGGAAGAAAGAGGUGUGCUAAACACAAGGGGAUGAGGAUUAAUAGGUCAACUAGAGUUGGGAUAUCAAAUAGCACCGUUGACUCAGAAUCAGAAUGCAGUGCUGUUAGCAGCAUAGAGUUUCAUGAUGCUCAAAUUAUUAUCCGUGAUCCAGUAGAGAGCUUCACUUCCAUUUGUGGAUUCAUCUUGGCUGAUGGCUCUUCUUGCAGAAGGCAUCCGAUUCAAGGGAGGAAAAGAUGUGAUGAGCAUAAAGGGAAAAGAAUAAUCUAA
This is a messenger RNA of Prunus armeniaca (apricot), 1347 nucleotides long. The record is from the annotation of a GenBank genome assembly. Lineage: Eukaryota; Viridiplantae; Streptophyta; Magnoliopsida; Rosales; Rosaceae.